AUGCGGGAAGAUGUAGACUCGUUCGUGCGGACUUGCCUUGUAUGCCAACAAGACAAGACAUUGCAGAAGCAACCAGGUAGGUUGCCAGAGCCACUUCCUGUUUCAACCAGAUCAUGGGAAAGUUUGUCCAUAGACUUCAUCGUGAGUUUACCCAAGUCAGAAAGGUGUGGCUCAAUUUUGGUGUUGGUCGACAAGUUCACCAAGUAUGCUACAUUCAUCCCCACACCGGCAGAUUGCAACGCGGAUAAAGCUGCACGUUUAUUUCUAAAGCAUGUGGUGAAGUAUUGGGGGAUCCCCAAGAGUAUUAUCAGUGACCGUGACACUCGCUUCACUGAUGGUCAGACGGAACGGGUGAAUGCAUUGUUGGAGUUAUACUUAAGGCAUUAUGUGAGUGCUAAUCAACGAGAUUGGACAAAGUUGUUGGAUGUUGAUCAGUUAUCAUACAACUUGCAGUGGUCGGAGUCGACAGGGUCAAGUCCUUUUGAGUUGGCAACGGAACAACAACCUAUGACAAGGAACACAAUUGUGUCAGGCAACACAGGGAGUAGCCCAACUGCAUACAAGACGGCCAAGGACUGGCAAGGGAUUCAUCUGGUGUUCCAUGUGAGCAAUUUCAAGCCUUACUAUGCCAACCCCGAGGAGCCAAAUCGUGGAGAGUCUCAACAAGCUCCACCUUUAAAGGUAACUUCAUUUGACAGGGAGGUCGAGUGUAUCAUGGCUUUGUCAACUAGAAAGGCAUACCAAAGUUCGAAGGUAAUUGAGAGAAAAAAGAGUCCUUGUGGUAGUACAAGGACAUCAUCGAAGCAUUCGAACAAGAAGGAACUACCUCGGCGACGUGGACAUCACCGGAUUAGGUGA
Molecule: messenger RNA, 858 nt
Organism: Prunus armeniaca (apricot)
Lineage: Eukaryota; Viridiplantae; Streptophyta; Magnoliopsida; Rosales; Rosaceae
Source: the annotation of a GenBank genome assembly